Molecule: messenger RNA, 2753 nt
Organism: Heteronotia binoei (common prickly gecko)
Lineage: Eukaryota; Metazoa; Chordata; Lepidosauria; Squamata; Gekkonidae
Gene: HERPUD1
Product: homocysteine inducible ER protein with ubiquitin like domain 1
Exons: 8
Coding region: 64-1239 (391 amino acids)
Biological process (GO): endoplasmic reticulum unfolded protein response; endoplasmic reticulum calcium ion homeostasis; negative regulation of endoplasmic reticulum stress-induced intrinsic apoptotic signaling pathway
Cellular component (GO): endoplasmic reticulum membrane
Molecular function (GO): transmembrane transporter binding
Source: RefSeq, a predicted model, not a curated record
GGCUGUUGCAAGACUCGGUUCCUGAGGGAAGGUUAAGAAUAAAUAAAGGCUCUGAUAGUCGUAAUGGCGGAAGUCAUAGGAGGCCGCGAUGGGAACCAAGGCGAGGCGGCGCCUGACAGCGUCACCCUCCUGGUCAAGAGCCCCGCGCAGCGGCACCCGGAUCUGCUGCUGCCCGCUCAACGCUCUUGGAGCGUUCGACGCCUCAAGGCGGAGCUUCGGCGCCUCCACCCGGACGGGCCGCCUGAAGACUCUCAACGGUUGAUUUAUUCUGGGAAGCUGUUACCUGACCAUCUUUGCUUGCAAGAGGUUCUUGCCAAGCACGAGAUGGUGCAUGCUGUCCACCUGGUGUGCAACUCAAAGAAUGUUCCACAUGUACAAGAAACAGAUAGGAAGGUUGCUGAGACCAAGAAGGAGUCAGCAGGAUAUAGCCAAGGUCCUUCUGUACUUCCGUCAGCCUACACUGGGAGUCAAAGGGAGAAUUCCUGCAACCAGCCUUUUACAACAGGGGAAACUGGUACUAGGCCUCAUCCGACACAUGCCUUUCAAGACGUGCAUCCUGGCUAUCAUUCAUAUACCACGUACCGCAUGCUGCAGUUCUGGUUCCAGCAGAUCUAUGCAAGGCAAUACUACAUGCAAUACAUUGCUGCUAGUGCUGCUUCGAGUGAAUUACCUCCUACACGAAGUACGCAGGAAAUCCCAGUGGCUGCAGUUGCUGCUCCAGCUCCUCUUCCUGGUGCAUUUCCUGCUGGAAACCAGCCUGGAAAUCAGAAUGCUCCCCCUCCAGUGAACCCUGGAGUGAAUCAAAAUCUACGAAUGAAUGCACAGGGAGGUCCUCUGAUGGAAGAGGAUGAAGAAGGCAACCGUGAUUGGCUGGACUGGCUGUAUUCGGCAACCCUGUUCUAUGUGUUUGUCAACAUCGUUUACUUCUACUCCAGCAUGAGCAGGCUUCUCAUGGUGAUGGUGGGCACUCUUCUGAUGUACUUGCACCAGAUUGGAUGGUUCCCUUUUAGGCGGAGACCAGCUCAGAACAAUACUCCCCCACAAGCAGCUGUUAACCAAGACCAAAACAAUAACUUACCGCAGGAAGAAAAUGUUGAUGGCCCAGCUGAAAUGGAAGGCCUUGAAGCUGUACCAGAGAAUGAACCAGCAGCACCUUCAUUUAUGAGCACAGCCUGGCUAUUCUUCAAGGCUUUCUUUGCAUCUCUCUUACCAGAGGGGCCUCCAGCUGUGGUCAACUAAGUGGCUGCCUGUUACCCAUAAAGUAGCCUGUUAACUGCCGCUGUCUGCCCUGCUGGAGCAAGAUCAGGUACCCAGCUUGAGCAUUCAGAUGGCCAGGUGUCAGAUAAAAAGAAAUCCCCUCUGCGUCCAGCAGCUGAAGGUCCAGCAUGUAAAUGUCUGUAGACUCUAAACAAUGGUGGUAUUCCGGAGGGUCAGUGAAUUGUACAGUAAGACAUUGGAUAUUAGAGGGCUUAUGGCAGUACAGUACUUCAUGUAAGUAAACCUGCUGCAGUGGGCAGAGAUGGAGAAUUUGAUUCCUGUUGGAAUGUGUUUACUCUUUAAACUACACUGAGUGUAGUAUCUUUUGCAACCAGUCAAUUGCUAGGUUGCUAUAGCAGUUUUACAGAGAAGAUUUAUGCCAGAAAAAAAAUGAAGAAAGGCAGCACUUGUCCAGAAGCCAGUGGGUUGUAUCCCACAGCUCCCUUCUGCCAAGUCUUCCUCCCCUGGAGAAAGUCUUCCCAUCACAAUACGUCUUUCUGCAUCAGAAAGCUGUUCUCCAUCAAAAGAUGCCUUAGCAGAAGGGAUUCAUAGGCUCCAGUUUUGCAGAAGAAAGUUGUACAGUCCAGUGCAAUGAAUAUUCUUGUUCAGGUAGCUUUCAGCAAAGGAUGCCAGUUGUCUAGGAUGAAAGAGGAGAUGGGAGUUUGUUUCAUAUCAAGAUAAUUUUUUCUGCUGUUCAGAUUGCAGUGGAAAAAGUGAUAUAAGCAUUCUUCUCAUAGUAGCUGUGACCAUUUGAAGGUUCUGUAUUGUAUCUGAUAAAGAAACUCACAUUACAAACUCAAGAGCUGUCUCAACUGGAGGUUUGUUAAGAGACUUGUAAAAAUGGUUGGUUUCCCUUCAUGGUGUGGUCUUAGGUAAAUCUCUGCCUGUAAACUAUCUCUCUGAACAGUUUCAGUGAAUCUCAUCCAACAAGAUGCAUUUAAAAAACCCUCUUUAAAAUAUUCUCACUAAUAACUAUUAGUGCUUUUAUCCUAAUUGUAAUUAAACUAAAAUUGUUCGUGUGGUGGAUGCCUGCCUGUAUCAGGUUCUUUAAUAUCAUGUGCACACCUUUAAAAACCCUGUGCUUUUCACUGCAAGCUGCUUAAAGUGCCUUUGGGCUCCGCUUGAAGGAGCUGGCCAUAAUACUUGGGUGUUUGAUUCCUUGUCCUUUUGGAGGCAUUCUGCAUCCUGACACUUGUGCGUUGGCUGCCUCUCUAGUCUGUGCCUCCUUCCAGAACUCCAUGAGUUUGCAAUGUGACUCUUUCACAUCAGGGAUGGAAGGGAUCCUAGAUUGUCUACACAAAUAAACAUUUUCUUGUGUACACCCUCUAGUUUUCAGGCGAUGAUGAAAUUCAGAUUUUGACUGUUGCUGCUAAUAAAUGGUAAGCUUCAGGUUUAUUCAUAUAUAUAUACUGUAUAUUCUGAACUUCUGUAUAGCUGACUAUGUAACUGCUUGACCUUUUUCUUGUAUAUUACCUAUUAAACAAAGUUUAAUAGCU